AUUAAUGGUAAACUGCCCAUGGCCAGUCAGGUUCUUCAUGGCGAAAUAUUAAUCGGUUUGAUUAAAUUAAGUAAGAGUAUGUACUGAAUUUUCUGGCGAAGAACUUGAGACAUGUUGCGUGAUAAUGGAAGUGGCACAAGUUGUACACAAUUAAUUUACUGUCUCGGCGUCCGGAUGCUACUCGUAUGUCGUGCACGCGAGCCACAGAUCACUGCACUCAUCGGAACGGGAAGAACAGCUUAUGGCCCAGACGCUUCUUAUGGCGACAAUGUUUUGGACAAUAUCUGCACAGAUAUCCCAGUCUGAUGAUAGGGUCAACGUGACCAUGUGCGUCAUGUAUGAGCGGGACACGGUCGGUCUGCUGUAUGACUUCAAUCGAGCACAGCCUGCCUUGGACCUGGCGUUGACCUAUGUCAACGAAGCGGUGGUGGCGCCGGACAUGUUCAUUCGUGCUAUCUACCGAAAUAUUGGAACCAGUUGCACUGAUCCCGGUUUGACCUAUGCGGCCCAACAUGCGCUAUACCUACAUGAUCAGGGGAUCAACUGUGACGUCUAUUUAGGACCGGGAUGCGGCUCUGCUGCCGAUGCAUUGUACGAUUUGGCAUUAACAUGGCACAAACCCGUGAUUGGAUUACCGUCAGCCAGUGUCGGACUGCUGAUAACACCGUAUUAUUACGAUCACUUGACCAGAAUGUCGUUUACCUUUCCUACAUUAAACGCCGCUGUUGUGUCGUUUUUAAACUACUUCAAUUACACGUCACCGGCAUUUUUUUAUGACAACUCCCAGAAUUUCUUUUCGGAAGCCGGUCGCCUAAUUCUAGCAUCGCUGCAGCAGAAUUACACAAAGCUGUUUGCGGCUAGCAAACUGACUCCUUUCGACAGCGAUUUGGCAACCGAUGACAGCUUGGUUGGACUCUUACAAAGCGCAUCGAAAGUAUCAAGAGUAUUUUUUAUUCUUACGGAUGCUGAAAACACCAGGAGAAUCAUGUUACUGGCGCGUCAACUCGGCAUGGUCGGAGGGGAUUACGUAUUCAUCGCUAUAGAGCUGUAUAGCAGCGAUGUCUGGGGAACGUUUACGUGGCAAAGUAAUGACGCCAAUGAUGCGGCAGCACGGGAAGCUUAUCGAGCUCUUCUGAUCUUUUCGCUUGAUAUUAACAAUAAGAAUGACGAAAGUGCGGACAAUCUUCGAACAUUUUGGAAAGAGAUCAUCGAGAUAUCCAAAACCAAAUUCAAUUACACCUUUCCUAAGAUAUAUACCGACCGAGUCGACCCUAUAAUAGCUCACUUUUACGAGGCAGUCGUCUUAUAUGCAUCGCAAGCCUAUGCAAUGUACCAACAAAACUUGACCUAUCAAAACGGUGCGGCGUUUACAUCAUAUGUGGCUCAGAAACUAUUUCCCAGUCCUCUUACGGGAUCAUUCUAUUUGGACGAGAAUAGCGAACGCCGAAGUCCUUAUGUAAUGAAAAUCAUGGACGAUCACACAGGCCAAUACGGGAUCAUGGUCCAAAUUGAUGCAAGCGCCCAUUUAACCGUAGUUGGAGCAUUUACAUUUGUUGGUCAACCUGGCUUGCCACCGAAUGAGCCACGUUGCGGCUUCAAAGACGACAAUCCGGUAUGCAUUGCCGAAAGGUCAGCGCUGCCAAAGGGAACCAUCGAAGCUGCGGUCAGCGUGCCGCUUAUUGUCUUCUUUGCAUUGGUUGCGGGCGCUGCAUAUGUCCUAAAACGCGCAUUAUCAGACGAUUCGGAUCCUUUCUGGUGGCGCAUUAUAUUAGCAGACAUCGAUAUCGCGACGGCGACCACGACAUCUUAUCGCUCCUCAAUGCGAAGCUCGUUAACACACCACACCGCCCACGCCGAUGAGGAGAAAGAAGAUCUAAAGAAGGAACAAGAAGUGAAAGCGACUCGCACAGCUAAUAUAUCGGGGGUUAGCGUUACUCUGGUGGAACUUCCAUCGCCCAAACAUCGCGUGCCCAGCGAUACAUUCAAAGCAGCCGGUUUGGCCAAGACCUUAGUUCAUCGGAAUAUUCAAAAGUUCAUCGGAAUCGCCGUCAACGAAGAUAAUCAGUGCGAUUCCAUUGUUGGUGAAGUUUGUCAAAAGGGCACACUGCGAGAUCUCGUUAGCGAUGCAGCGAUCAACUUGGACUGGGAAUUCAAAAGCGCCAUAAUGAAAGAUCUAGUUAAUGGUAUGGUGUACCUGCAUACGUCGAAACUUCGUUCACACGGCUUCCUCAACGACCAAAACUGUCUGAUCGAUAACCGCUUUAUACUGAAAAUUUGUUCAUAUGGAUUCCCUUCGCUUCGCAGUGAAGAUGACUUGCAGGCCGUCAGUGUUGCACCCGAAGAGCGCAAUUACAACAUAUUACUAUGGAGAGCGCCGGAGUUGUUGCGGAGAACAAUGCCUCCCAAUGGCACGCAACAAGGGGACAUCUACAGCUUUGGCAUUCUUCUCCAGCAAAUUAUACUCCGUAGUGCACCGUACCAGAUCGGUGACAGCGGACAAGGGAAGAAUGCAGUCAAAAGACGAUCCGACCGAGAGCAAAUCAGUGAUCGUGAUAUCGUACAAGAUGUUCGACGCGGAUUGGUCCCACCACUGCGGCCUGCAGUGCCAAUCUCUGCAUGCCCUAUGGAGUUGUAUGAACUGAUGACGAUGUGCUGGGAUGAAGACCCGCUACUCCGCCAACCUUUUGUCCGAGUGAAAGCUGUCGUGGCUAAAGUAGUUGGCAGGGCGGGAGAGAACAUUGUUGACCAUCUAAUCAAACGAAUGGAGCAAUAUGCCGCUGGAUUGGAGCAUGAAGUGGAAGUAAAGAUGAAGCAGUUCAUGGAGGAACGACAGCGUUCAGCAGCUUUUCUUGGCCAGCUUUUACCAAAGUAUUGCAAUAUUUACUUUUUUUAUACGGAUACUCUUAUCAGGGCAGUAUUUCCGCCUCCAAAUUCAAACAAAAUCUCAUUUUUUUUAAAAAAGGCGGAAAUACUGCCCUGGCCUGUCGCGGACGCUCUUGGUCGGGGUAUUCAAGUUGUUCCGGAGACAUUCGAGCACACAACAGUGUACUUCGGAGACGUGCCCGGUUUUGCCGAAGCCAUCGAGCAAUGCGAGAGCGCUUUGGACACCGUGGAGCUGCUUAAUAAGCUGUACAGUGUAUGCGAUGCUGUGGUGGCUUCGCAUGAUGUGUAUAAAGUGGAAACAAUAACUGAUGCCUACUUGGUGGCAAGCGGAGUACCAGUUCGAAACGGCAAUAAACAUGCCGAACAAGUAGCGUCCAUGGCUCUGGGUAUCCGAAGAGAAAUUAGCAGUUUGCGAGCAACAAUGGAUAAGGCCAAGAAUUUCAAACUGCGAGCUGGCUUGCAUUCGGGCUCUUGCGUCGCUGGCGUAAUUGGACUGAAAAUGCCAAAAUAUUGCCUGUUCGGGGAUACAGUUAAUACUGCAAGCAGAAUGGAAUCGCACGGUGAAGCUGGAAAAAUUCACAUCAGCGCAGCAACCAAAACCAUUCUGGACAGAUUCGAUGACUUCAUAGUGAGCGAAAGAGGCAUCAUUGACAUCAAGGGCAAAGGUCCCAUGCAGACAUACUGGCUUAUCGGUCGCAACUGACCGAGAUGUUUCAAGAAUACUCCGUCUCCUCCAAAGCACCACAACGUCAACUGCAUUAAACAGCAUCACGACAUCGUCUGUUGCUGAAAUGCUUUUCUCUAGCUGCGAAAUGUACGGGGUCUUAUGCCUGAUUCUCUGUGCACAAGUGUAUCUCCGAGAUUCCGACUAAUACUGUGGAAUCCUGUGAGCGGCUUUUGCGCACAAUCUUUUCAAUUGGUGAUGUAGCCGUCAUGUACCUCGUACAUUACGCUCCUACCCGUUAACCUAAAGUUUCCAUGCCUACGAGCGGUCUUCGUAAGUUAAAUUCAUGUUAAUCAUUUUACUGUAGGACCUCGCGGUCAGUCAUCUCGCGACCCAGAGUACCAGUGUACAUAUUGUAACGAGUAUCUAAGAAGGCUUGCAGCAAGUA
This is a messenger RNA of Paramacrobiotus metropolitanus, 3995 nucleotides long. Its product is annotated as atrial natriuretic peptide receptor 1-like. Gene Ontology annotation, molecular function: ATP binding; guanylate cyclase activity; natriuretic peptide receptor activity. Gene Ontology annotation, cellular component: membrane. The record is from RefSeq and is a predicted model, not a curated record. The transcript is spliced from 23 exons. Gene Ontology annotation, biological process: receptor guanylyl cyclase signaling pathway; protein phosphorylation; intracellular signal transduction. Bases 242 to 3586 code for a protein of 1114 amino acids. Lineage: Eukaryota; Metazoa; Tardigrada; Eutardigrada; Parachela; Macrobiotidae.